AUGGCUCGAAAAAAAUUAAAAGACGAUGAUGUCAUCAAAUUUGAAUUUUCUACAUAUCAAAAUAUACAAGAAAUCGGAAAAGGUGGGUUUGGUAUUGUUUAUUCGACAUAUCGUGAUGGGAAAAGGUACGCAUUGAAAACCUUUAAAAAUGACGAUGCGAAUAAAGAAGUAACUAAGGAUUUUAUUAAAGAGCUUAAACAAUUACAUGCUAUUACUUUUCAUCCUAACAUUAACAAAUUCUAUGGAAUUACGCGCGGUAUUACAAUAAUGGAAUCUACGGCAAUAUUUAGAAAAAAAGGGCUCAAUCAUACUUUUGAAAUCUCAUUAAAUGAAAUUAUCCAAAUUUCAAAACAAAUUACUGACGGAUUAGAUCAUUUGCACAAAAAUAAUAUAAUUCAUUGUGACUUGCAUUCUAAAAAUAUCUUGAUAAACGAUGAUAAAUUUUUAAUUGCGGAUUUUGGGUUAUCAAGAAAAAUAGAUGACACUUACAACUCUUCAGCUUCGAUAAUAAAAGGCAUGCCUGCAUAUCUUGAUCCAUAUUGUCAUUGCGAACCCGGGAAAAAACUUGACCAAAAGUCAGAUAUUUACAGUUUAGGUGUAAUAUUUUGGGAGCUUACAAGUGGAAUUCCUCCAUUCGCAAGUGCUUUUAAUGGAAUCAUCACAUUAGUAUAUGCAUUAGCUGGCUUCCGAGAACAAGUAAUUCCCGGUACGCCAAUAGGUUACGAAAAACUAUAUAGAAAAUGCUGGAAUACUGAACCGGAGGAACGUUCAACAAUAAACAAAAUUCUUGAAGAUCUUAAUUCAAUAUCAAAAAGAGAAAACACAAUUUACAC
This is a messenger RNA of Dentiscutata heterogama, 833 nucleotides long. NCBI's taxonomy places the organism in Eukaryota, Fungi, Glomeromycota, Glomeromycetes, Diversisporales, Gigasporaceae. The record is from the annotation of a GenBank genome assembly.